GUUUAUGCAAGUCCAAGCUGUGUACUGUGUUUGAAAUGGGACCUUUAGACUCAUAUUUCACUUCAUUGCUUUAAUCUGAGACCCUUUUUUUGUAAAGAAUAUAGUGAAUUAAUACACCAAACAAGCCUGGCUCUCUGUUCACCGAUUUAUUUUUGUUGACACGCAUGAAUAUAACUAUCACGAAUCUGUGUGGAACCAUGAAGUUCUCAGUGUUUGCUAGGAGAGUUUAUUCAUAGACGGAAACUGAAACAACACACGGUCCAUUAAUACACGUCAAGCUUCCUGGAGGCGAAAAUGGUGGUUUGUCUCGACAAGCAAAGUCGAAAGUCUCCACAUUUAGGUUUGAACAGAAGACCAUAUACUGCUGUUUAGACUAGCCUUACUCAUGCAUUUUAUUUACAGACACUGCUCAAAUGUAUCGGUUCGAGAUACAUAAGAUCUUGUCUGGAGACAUAUUUGUAUAUGGCUAGUCCCCUGGACGGCUAGUCUUCUUUUUGUCGGCAAGCAGCUUGCACCAGAUAACCGGACAUCCCUCAGUCUGAACCUAGAUAAGUGGAUUUAUUGCGAGGUAUCCUUACAUCCUGAGACAAUAUGGGGAACUGUUGCACGAAAUUCUGUGGACAAAAAAACCCGUGUGACCAUACGGAGGAUGAGACGAAGGGCUUGUUGCACAGCUCUGAGUCAAAGACAUCAACCAAGGCAGAAACAGAACCUUGCACCAGUCCCAUCUCAGACGAAGAGAAAGGGAAUGAGGAAGAAACUAAACCGGAGCUGGAUGAAUCGGUUACGAUUACCAAGCAGCCUGUGGUGGCUGUAACUCUUAAAGCACAAAGUUGUUACUCUUCGCAGAUAGUUGUCUUACAAACUGAACAUUCUCAGUCAUCUGAAGGUCAUCCGAAUGCUUCGGUCGAAACGACAGAAGCACCUGGAGAAGCCGAAUGCUUAGCUAAAGAAACAAAGACUGAAGCUGGGCAAGAAAUCCCAAAUACUGCAGCUGAAGCCUCAGCGGAUGCACCUGCGCAGGCCGUUGUCUCGCAAGCAAAAAUGGAACCGGAGGGUCAGCCUGAGUCGCCUGAAAGAGAAGACAACGCACCUGCGGGUGUUUCUGCAACAAGUCCGGACUCAACACCUGCACCUGUUAAAGAGGCACCUGCCGCGGAAACACCUGUUGAGGAGGCGACCUUGCUUGCUCAAACAGAAGCCGAGAAAUCUCCUGAGUUAAAAGCACAUGUUACAGAUGAGAAGAACACACUUCAAACAGUGGAACAACCUUUGAGUGACAUCACUGAUGUGAAACAUGAAGAUGUGCAGAACGCAGGAGACGUUUCUGUGACAAACAGCAGCACACGACCUGACUCGCUCACUUCAGGUCAGUCGAAUGAUUUGGAUGCUAUUGAGAAAAGCUUUACUACAGUGACUAGUGAAGACAUCCCCAUAGAAUCAGCAGCUAUAGUGAAGAAACCUUCAGAAGAAGCCCGUUCUGAAAUGGACAAAGUUCUGCAGGAAUCCUCUGAAGGUUCUGAAACUCAGGAAUAUAUAGAGCAAGUUUCUUCUCCUGUAGUGGAUGUUACUAAUGGACUCUCUCCUGAUGUUGAGAACGGUCUCGUGAAGGAGUCUGGCAACCUCGGCAAUGAGAACGAAACGCAUGCGGAUGUCACAGUGGUGGAAGAGGUGCCUCAAAAAGAGGACGCAGUCCAGAAACCCAAUGAUGAACCAGGAGAUAUUGAGAGUGAAGAUCUGCUUUAUAAACCAUCUACAAAUACUGACAGCACUAUUGAGGUGGAUGUACCUGAAGUUAUGAACUCGGUCAAAAACAAAGAGAAGAACGAAAAGAUUGCACAGCAGGUUCAAGAGGCCGCAGAACCCACUCAAAAUGGCCUGAACUCCACAAGUGCCUCAGAGGCAUCCACUCCAGUUGAGAAGACCAUAUCCUUUGAGCAAAAAAGCGAGUCUGUAGCGGUUGAAGCCCCUGAGGUCAAAGGUGAAGUUAUUGCACUGAAGGAGGAGAUAUCACCAGAGCCACACGAUGGUAAAGAGCCUGAACCUCAGCAAAGAGAAGAAGAAACGGAAAAGCAGGAGGUGGACAUAGAGAAGCAGGAUCAGGAAAAGCAAGAAAGGGAAAAGCAAGAACGGGAAGAGGAACAGAAGGAAGAUGAAAAGCAGAAAGAGCAAGCUAAUGUUGCCGAAGAAAAAGAAGGUGCAGAAAACACUGAGACGCAGAAAGCAGAGAUCCUCUUCAGCAGUGAGAAAGUGGAGGUUCGAUUGAUACCUGUGACCUCGGAGGGGAGCGUGGAUGAUGUGCACAAGUUGGAUGAAAGUGCAGACCUGUAUCUGGGAGAGGAGGAAACUGAAUUGGGAGCCAGUAAAGACAAGCCAUCCAAAGCAGUGCUGGAGCUCACAAUUCCUGGUGUUGAAAGCAGAUGUAGUUUAGGUCCAGCAGUGGAUAUAUUGGCCUACAGUGAGAGAGAAUGGAAGGGCAACACGGCCAAAAGCACUCUGAUCAGGAAGGGCUAUACUGAGAUGUCCCGUAGCUUCAACGCUCUGAAGCAGGUGAGAGGUGAUAACUACUGUGCCCUACGAGCCACGCUGUACCAGGUGCUGGCAACCAGCACAAAAACGCCCACCUGGCUGCAGGAUGAAGACUUCUUGUCGUUGCCAGAUAUCAUUGAAGCUCAGAAGCAUCUGAUUGGUGGAUGGGUGUUUCCCCCAGUAUGCACAUGGGGAAGCGAAAAGAAUUCUGUUGAGAGGCUGAAACAUUAUCUGGACCUCCUGAAGAAAAAAUGGGAGGCAGCAGCAGCCUGUGAGAGUCCGGAGGAGAGGCAGAGUGUGUGCGAUCGUGUGUUUCAGGGUGGAGAGGAAGAAUAUGGUCUUCUGGAAGCGCUGAAGUUUCUGAUGCUGGCCAAAGCCAUCGAGCUUCACGGCAACAUGACGGAGGAUCAAGAAGUGCCUGUGUUCUGCUGGCUCCUUUUCGCCCGCGACACGUCAGAAAACCCGCAGACCCUCCUUGCCAAUCACUUGAGCCAGAUUGGAUUCACUGGAGGGGUUGAACAGGUAGAGAUGUUUCUAUUGGGCUAUGCCUUACAGCACACCAUCCAAGCCUUUCGUCUGUACAUGACCGAAACGGUCGAGUUCGUCACACAUUACCCGGACGACCACAAGCAGGAGUGGCCCUGCGUGUGCAUUGUAACAGAGGACGACCGCCAUUACAACGUCCCUGUCAGGAGGACUGUACAACACCAGCAAUGAAGCAUCACCGUGACCUAACAACAGAGACCUCGGAGAACACAUCUGAUCUACGGAGCGGCAUGAUUUUUUGUUUGUAUUUGUUUAGUGGAUGAACAGGUUAAUGAAGGGAAUUUACAGCGCUCGUGUUGAAAGCAGAAGUGCUCAGGUUUUUUCACUUCCAAAAGAAUCACACAACUAACACGCUGCCUGUUUGGAAAUACUGUGACGCUGGUUUAGAAAGAAAGACGCUUCUUUAUUUAACCGUGGGGUUUUUUGUUUAUUAUGAACUGUUGGAAAACAGUUGGAAAUGUGACUUUAUCUGUUGUUGCUAAAAAUACUAAAACGUUUACAACAAUUUUAAAGAAUAUUAAUUCAGAAGAAUGUUAGUAUGUUGUAUGCCAAGGGAAUUGAGAUGGUGGUCUUAUGAAGUCCAUUUGAUACGUAUUUAGUCAAAUUUGUAUAAAAUACCUUGUACAAAAUUUCUGAAGAUUGGAGGAAAUCGUUGGUCAUUUCGCUCUUGGAAAAUGCCCUGUUUUAAACAGUAAGAGUUUGUUUUCCGUGAUUUUGAUGUUCACUGCCAUGACAUGUUUUUCUGUGUAGGCUUUGUGAUUAUGAUUUUAAUAUCAAAUCAGGCUCUAUGGAAAUGAGCAUCAACAGCUACGGUAGUUAGACUGUUAUAAAACAAUUAUGUCAUCAUGUUAUACGUUUACAUUGAAGUUCUUAAAUGCUGGAAGUGACUUACGGUAACGUUUACAGGCAGCAGCCUCAGACACCAAGGAGUGUUUUAAAUGUUAACGUUUAGCUCUUUAUGGAGUUAAGCUACAACUACUUGCACAAUAAGCCAGAAUAAAGUCACAGUAUGGCCAUUAUUUGUAUUUGUGCCGUUUUAGUUUUGCUUUUAAUUUUCAUAUUUAUAAGCGACAAAUUUCAACUUUUGUUGCCUAAAACUUGCUUUGUGAUAUAGUAUUGGUUAUGUAAAAUGGACACUAUUCGAGACCUGAAAGACAAGAUCAUUUAUGGAAAUAAAAAUAAAAUAUGACUCA
Triplophysa dalaica is the source of this 4268-nucleotide messenger RNA. RefSeq names its product fibrous sheath CABYR-binding protein. The record is from RefSeq and is a predicted model, not a curated record. The transcript is spliced from 11 exons. Gene Ontology annotation, molecular function: cysteine-type deubiquitinase activity. Lineage: Eukaryota; Metazoa; Chordata; Actinopteri; Cypriniformes; Nemacheilidae. Gene Ontology annotation, cellular component: cytoplasm. Gene Ontology annotation, biological process: protein linear deubiquitination. Bases 592 to 3246 code for a protein of 884 amino acids.